AUGUCAUUUGCAUCAAAUAGAAAAUGGAACAUAAACAAAGCUUGCUGGAAUCAGUUUUGUUUCGAGAGUAUAAAUAGAUCUUAUGUAGAACCUGUUAUAGAUUACAGCACUUUCAUCAAAAAUGUUAACCAGUCAGCUGAAGCUUCUAUUCCGAAAUAUGAAAACAAAAAUAAUGUCAAAGGAAAACCAUGGUGGAGCAAUGAAUGUAAUAUAGCAGUAGAAAAACUUCUGAAACCUGGAAAACCAGAACAUCAUCAAGAUUCAUAUCGUCCCAUUGCACUAGCUUCAUGCGUUUUGAAAACUUACGAAAGACUCAUCAAGAACAGGUUAGAAUUCUACUUGGAGAAAAACCAAUUGCUCCCAAGCUCGCAAUAUGGAUUUCGAAAAGGACGGUCUACUCAAGACUUACUGAUAAAGUUAACAACUGAUAUCCAAAUUGGAUUUUCGAAUAACACGCAUACUUCUGUAAUAUUUUUAGACGUUAUGGGAGCUUAUGAUAAUGUAGACUUGAAUAUACUAUACAGUAAAAUUAUAAAUAUUGGUCUUCCAAAAGAACUUGCCAACCAUUUGUUAUUACUGUAUAGCAAUAGAAACAUUUUCAUCAGAGCCUCUGAGCAGACUAUUGGACCACGUUCAACAUCUAAAGGAAUAGCACAAGGGAGUAUAUUGAGUCCCAUCUUGUAUAUAAUAUAUUCCUAUGACUUUGAAAGAGCUUUUAAUUCAAGAGAUGCUGAAAUAUAUCAGUUUGCAGAUGACUAUGCCAUUAGUAUCCAGAACAAAAAUUUAUCUCAAUCUAUGGAACUUCUAGAAACAGCGACUUAA
Molecule: messenger RNA, 822 nt
Organism: Acanthoscelides obtectus
Lineage: Eukaryota; Metazoa; Arthropoda; Insecta; Coleoptera; Chrysomelidae
Source: the annotation of a GenBank genome assembly